ACCAAACCAGCCUGGAGUCAGUCUGCUGAAUCAAAACAAUGGCCGACUGUCAGGCUGCUGUCUCACCUGCUGUGACGUCUCCAGGUGUCCUCACAGGUGAUUUCCACUGACUCUGCGUGUCAGAGCCUCAGCUGGGAUGGACAGGUGAUUUAACUCGCGUGCUGUGGAAGAAGAAAGCCUCGCGGUCGAUCCUUAAAAAUGAGCGACGUGGUGGAGAAGACCCUGACAGCUCUGCCGAGCCUCCUGUCUCUAGACUCUCAGCCCGGGUCUGCGAAGCUGUCCUCCACCUCCAAACUGGGAAACCUCAUCAGAGGCAUCACCGAGCUGACGUCCAAACAUGAGGAGGAAAAACUUAUUCAACGUGAACUGGCAUCUAUCAAAGAACAGGUGUCCUCCCCAAACACCUCCAUGAGGCAGAUGAAGGAGCUCAUGGUGAGAGCAAUCUACUGUGAAAUGCUCGGCUAUGAGGCUUCGUUCAGCUACAUUCAUGCCAUCAAACUGGCUCAACAAGGCACUGCUCUGGAGAAAAGAGUCGGAUAUCUGGCUGUGUCUUUAUUUCUGAAUGAAAGUCACGAGCUGCUUCUUCUCCUUGUGAACACCGUAUUAAAGGAUCUGCAGAGCACAAACCUUAUUGAAGUGUGCAUGGCUCUAACAGUUGUCAGCCAGAUGUUUCCCAAAGAUAUGAUUCCUGCAAUCCUUCCUUUAGUCGAGGAGAAACUUAACCACCAAAAAGAAAUCAUUCGGAGGAAAGCAGUCCUAGCGCUGUAUAAAUUCUACCUAAUAGCACCAAAUCAAGUUCAACACAUCCAUAACAAGUUUCGUAAAGCUCUGUGCGACAAGGAUCCUGGUGUCAUGACAGCUUCACUCCACAUCUACUUACAGAUGAUCCAGGAGAAUCCAGAAGGUUAUAAGGACCUGACGGCCAGUUUUGUCACCAUACUGAAGCAAGUGGUGGGAGGAAAACUGCCCAUGGAUUUUAACUAUCAUAGCGUCCCUGCUCCAUGGCUGCAAAUUCAGCUUCUCAGAAUACUGUCUGUACUUGGGAAAAAUGACCAGAGCACAAGUGAAAUCAUGUACGAUGUCCUCGACGAGUCUUUACGAAGAGCGGAGAUGAAUCAUAACAUCACCUAUGCAAUAUUAUACGAGUGUGUGAAAUGUAUUUACACAAUUCAUCCCAAGUCUGAUCUUUUGGAAAAAGCUGCAAAGUGCAUUGGCAACUUUGUUCUGUCACCAAAGAUUAAUCUGAAAUAUCUUGGCUUGAAGGCCCUCACCUACGUGGUCCAGCAGGAUCCUAAACUGGCCCUGCAGCAUCAGAUGACCAUCAUAGAGUGUCUCGAUCACCCCGACCUCAUCAUCAAGCGUGAGACGCUGGAGUUGCUCUUUAGGAUUACUAACGCCCAGAAUGUCACAGUCAUCGUUGAGAAGAUGCUGGAUUUUCUGCGUGUCAGCACAGAUGAUUACACCACCAUUGACCUGGUGGGGAAGGUGGCAGAACUGGCGGAAAAAUAUGCACCAGACAACGAAUGGUUCAUUGAGACCAUGAACACCGUGUUUUCAGUGGGUGGAGACAUGAUGCAGCCUGACAUCCCAAACAGUUUCCUUAAACUGCUGUCUGAGGGGUUUGACAGCGUGGAGGAAGACAGGAAGCUGAGGCUGUUUGCUGUGGAUUCAUAUGUGUCUUUGUUGCAAGGAGAGCCUGGCAAACUGCCACAGCGCUUCCUCCAAGUCAUCAGCUGGGUCCUCGGCGAAUAUUCCCACUUGAGGGCUGAACUUCAACCAUCCACGGUCAUGAGGCUGCUGUCCAAACUGUUGGACACAAAGAACACCAGCAGUGAAACCAAGACCUGGGUCCUGAUGACAAUGACCAAGCUGUGUGAGGGCGCAGCAGGUGUUUCUGUGGCUCAGGAAGUUUCUGAAGCGUACAGCAGCUCGCUGGACACAGUACUAAGACAAAGGGCUCAGGAGCUGCAGCACCUCAGCCAAGACUCUGAACUACGAGCCAGGGUUGUACCUCGAGACGCCGGCCUGGAACCCCUUGAGGUGGAUUCCUCUCUGUCAUUUCUUGACGGAUUUGUGUCUGAGGCGUUGGCUGCCGGAGCCGCUCCAUACAAACCUCCCCAUCAACGGCAGGAGGAACUAGCUCAGGCAAAAGCAUUGAGCCUGGAGCCAUACGGCCUGUCCCUGCCCAUCAGCAUAUCCUCCUGCAGCAUCGCAGACAGACAGUCUCCUACACUGUUGUCCAUGAGCUCUGGUCUGUCAGGGGAUAGCACCGACCUCUCACACAAAGGAGGCUCUACGACUCUAAAGCUGGAUGGCGUGAAGAGGGUUUGGGGCAAGGAGGGCUACCUGGCACAGAGGGAACCUGUAGAGGAGACCGCCCAGGUUGAGGUUCCCAGCCCCUUCCGGUCACCGAGCCAGCAGGCAGAGGCUGACAGCUCACACAGCCAAACUCCUACUCCAGUACCAACCCCGGAGCCUACACAAGAGAAACAGCAGCUGGCCUCUUCACUGUUUGUGGGCCUGAGCUCCCAAAGCUCUGUGUGCCUGAUGGGAAAAUCUGAGUCGGCACCCCAGCGAUUCAGAAGAAAAGCCAAAAGUCCGAGCUCGUCUUCGGGUGCCAGCGAGCAAAUAUCCAACUCCCUGGUCUCUGCUCCGAGCACAGUGGAUAACUUGCUGUGUGACAACCUCCUGGACGCAAACAUCUCCUCAGAGCUAGCUGUAUCUUCACCCACACAGACAUCUCAACUCUCUCAGAGCCUCACGACCGCAAACGGCACCUGUGAUGUUGAGUUAACUGACACAAAGGGAAGUAACCCUUCUCUCAUUAGGGAUCUCAGUGUUGCUGUAGCAGCUGAUCCUACUCCACACGAGGACCCAGACAAACCUAAAGACUUGUGCCUCAGUUCUCAUCUUCCUGCAGAGCUCUCUGGAUUUUCCCACUCAGAAAUCACACCUCUGUGCUCCAACCAAAGCCUGGAUCUCUCAGCCUGUCACGUGCAGCAAAAGGAUUCUUUAGUGCUCGUUGUUUUCAUUUACAACUCCUCUGACUCUGACAUUCAACAGAUACUACUAGAGCUCGACUCGGAUGAUCUUGAGGUAUCGGGUGUGUGUGGUAGUCCAGUGCAGGAGGUGGGAAGCCAGAGUGUAGCCGUGUGUCAGUAUUCACUGUCUGUGAAGAGGCCUUCAGUGCAUGUUGAAGUGGGUGGGAUGGUAUCUUACCAGUUACCUGUUGGGACACCUCAGUCAGCACUGUUCUCGUACAAACUGCCUCUAACCAGCUUCAUCAGACCUUUGACUCUGUCCACGGAGGAGUACGGGACAAUGUGGCUGGCCUUUUCUCACGAUACAAAGCAGAACCUGACGCUGAUAAAUGAAGGCCAGGAAUCUCUCGCAGCAACGCUGAAUGUGCUGAAGAAGAAACUUCAGUUGCAUAUCGUGGAAAUCAUAGGUUUGGAAGGUAUUGUAGCCUGCAGGCUCCUCCAGGAUCAGCCGUGUUUGAUGCACUGUCGUGUGCAUGCGGGAACGCUGGCUGUGUGGCUGCGCUCUCCAGUCCCCGAUCUGCCCGACUGCCUGAUGUACUACUGCCAGAGAGCUUUACAGGAGCACUGACCCACCCCGCGACUGCAACACCUUCACUGACAGCACUGAGCAGCAUGACCGCCUGAACCCUCAACCACUGACAAGGAAGGUACACAGAGCAGUAAUGCAGAACAAAACAGGAGACAGUGCAGAGCAUCUGAUGUUGUGCAGUCACAUCUUUAUAUUACAUUGUUUACCAUCUCUUCCACUAUCACAAAGUAGGAUAUAUUUUGGGUUUGUCCAGUUUUAACAGUUGAAUUUGUGGGAUAAUUAACAGCAUCACAGUUGUUUGGCUGGUCAAUAACCUCAGGGCCAAAGGAUUGUGUUUUUACCCUCUGAGUGACGUUUCAGAAUAACACUUAUGUCUUAAAAUGAUGACAGGGCUCCACGAUGACUUGAAAAUUUAAAUGGAUUGAACAUUUCUUUGUAAUUAAAAUGAAAACUAAGUAAGAUAUUCUUGGUGUAGAGGUAAAAUCAUACGUUGUUUUUUUUGUGUCCUAGGUCUGCAUGCUAAAUAACAAGAGAGAUUGUGUCCUGCUUUUAAUUGUGUGACAUCAUUUUUUCAGCUGCAUUUUCUCAGUUUGAACGAUAAUGAAACUCACCAGACAAACAUUUUAUUGAUCUUAUUACCUACAUUUUGUUGUUAUUUUCAAGUUCAUCAAUACUGAUUGAAGCAAUACUGAUUGAAAUUGAGAGAAUAACACAAAUUCUUGCUGGUGUUAUUUAUUCUGUGUUUUGUGAGACGCACAGAGAAGAUUGUUUCUAGUAUGUACUUUAAAAUACUGAAUUUAAUAUUUACAGAAAGCUGCUCGUGUGAAGGAUUACAUUAUACUGACAUAAACCUCCAACUGCUGCAGUUACACAUAUUUGUUACAUCUGUGUUGAGAGUAUUUUGUCUUAAAUGUAGCAUUGAACAUCUCGCUCUGCGAUGUCCGUGUUGUCCAUCAUCGUGACGAGGAGUGCCUCACUUCUCUCUCAUGUUUUGCAGACGCUGCCUUCUGUGUGAUAUGAUUAUCUAUGCACUCAUGUUUCUGGUUUGGUGAGAGGUGGAUUUCAGUGGUCUUUGAUUAUUAUAUUUUUGUAUCAAUGCAGUAUUAAAAACAUAUUUAUUGGAUUUAUAUUCUUACAGAAAACAUUUUAUAUUAAUUUCUCUGAAAGAAAAAAAUAAAUCAUUGUGCUUCAUGUACUGUUUGAACUUGGUGUGCCAGAUUUGAUUUGUCACAGCUGAAGGGAAAGUUUACUUUUUGUUCUUUUCUUUUUUUUGUUUGUGUUUUGCAUGUGUCCUAAUUUGACAGUGUGACACUAACAAAUGUGUCUAAACUCUGACCUAACGCCUUAUGUUCUAAUGCCAAGGUGGCGUGUUUGAUUUGUGCCUGUGGUACAGAGGAAAUCAUUGUUUCUUAGAGUGCCUGUCACUACAUUCUGCUAACUUGUAAAUAAAUUCAACACAUGUCACUCACUUGAUUUUG
Messenger RNA from Larimichthys crocea (large yellow croaker), 5048 nucleotides. It is a transcript of the gene ap4e1, whose product is annotated as adaptor related protein complex 4 subunit epsilon 1. NCBI's taxonomy places the organism in Eukaryota, Metazoa, Chordata, Actinopteri, Sciaenidae. The coding region runs from base 199 to 3609 and encodes 1136 amino acids. The record is from RefSeq and is a predicted model, not a curated record. Gene Ontology annotation, biological process: intracellular protein transport; vesicle-mediated transport. The transcript is spliced from 21 exons. Gene Ontology annotation, cellular component: AP-4 adaptor complex; membrane coat.